Molecule: messenger RNA, 367 nt
Organism: Penaeus monodon (black tiger shrimp)
Lineage: Eukaryota; Metazoa; Arthropoda; Malacostraca; Decapoda; Penaeidae
Exons: 2
Coding region: 26-346 (106 amino acids)
Source: RefSeq, a predicted model, not a curated record
GAAGAUUUUCUUCUACCUAUUGGAUAUGACUACGACCAACGCGCUGGCUAUCCACCGGGCCCUCGGCGGUAAACUUACUCAGUUUGAGUUCCGAAAGGAACUCGUUCGAGGAUUGCUGCAGCAAGGCGGUCCCCGUGGCUCCUUCCGGCGGAAUCCUCCUCAGGCUCGCCACGAGGAGGAGGUUCCCCAGCAGGCACACUUGCCAGUUGACACACCGCAUCGUCGGUGGCGUCGGUGUGUGCUCUGCUGGAGGAACCACCGGCGCAGGAAGGAGACCAGGGUGAUGUGCAGUUGCUACGGCACCUCACUUUGUCCAACACCCUGCUUUCAGGCCUUCCAUGCCUGAAGGUCGUUGGGCAAGUUGUAU